Artibeus jamaicensis (Jamaican fruit-eating bat) is the source of this 1581-nucleotide messenger RNA. RefSeq names its product dehydrogenase/reductase 7B (gene DHRS7B). Gene Ontology annotation, molecular function: oxidoreductase activity. The record is from RefSeq and is a predicted model, not a curated record. NCBI's taxonomy places the organism in Eukaryota, Metazoa, Chordata, Mammalia, Chiroptera, Phyllostomidae. The transcript is spliced from 7 exons. Bases 359 to 1357 code for a protein of 332 amino acids. Gene Ontology annotation, cellular component: membrane.
AGUGCUGAGAAGCGUGGGUGUAUUCCGACUCUUUCUGAUUCUUGGCCAGGUGAAGGUUGCCAGGGGAUACAAAGGCAGAGCGGAGGCGGUUGGCUGGGCUUCCGGUCCGCCUUCCUCUUCUCCCGUCAGGAUUCCCCCAAUCCUGGAGGAUGUCUCGGCGCAGGCCCGCGUCCUGGAGCUGGUAGUUUGUCUUCUCGGAGCUUUGGCUUCGUUGAGCUUGGUCUGCGCCGCUGGAAAUGGGUGUUUUGAGGCGGCGGGACGCCCACGUACCGACGACUGAGUGUUCUCGGCUUGUGCCUGUUCUUUCUGCACCACCUGGACCGGACCCUGGGAGUCCACCAGAGCGUGUGCAAGUGGCAUGACCACGAGUCAGGCACUACUGACGGCUUGUACUGUAGCUUGGGGUUGGAAGCGUCUGCUGACAGUGAGGGUCAUGACUUCCAUGGCCAUCCUGCCCCUGCUGUUUGGCUGUGUGGGCAUCUUCAGCCUCUUCAAGCUGCUGCAGUGCAUGUGGACGAAGGCUAGGCUCCAGGAUGCUGUGGUGGUCGUAACAGGUGCCACCUCAGGACUGGGGCGAGAAUGUGCCAAAGUCUUCUAUGCUGCAGGUGCUAAGCUGGUGCUCUGUGGCCGGAACAGGGAGGCCCUAGAAGAGCUCACCAAAGAACUUGCUGCUUCUCAGGCCACCAAGGUGCAGACACACAGGCCUUUCACAGUGACCUUUGACCUCACGGACCCUGGGGCUGUCGUUGCAGCAACAGCUGAGAUCCUGCAGUGCUUUGGUUAUGUCGAUGUGCUCAUCAACAAUGCUGGGGUCAGCUACCGCGGCGCCAUCCUAGACACCACCACGGAUGUGGACAAGAGAGUCAUGGAGACAAACUACUUUGGCCCAGUAGCUCUAACAAAAGCACUCCUGCCCUCCAUGAUCAAAAGGCGACAGGGCCACAUCGUUGCAAUCAGCAGCAUCCAGGGCAAAAUCAGCAUUCCUUUUCGAUCAGCAUAUGCAGCUUCCAAACAUGCGACCCAGGCAUUCUUUGACUGUCUUCGUGCUGAGAUGGAACAGUAUGAGAUCAAGGUGACCAUAAUCAGCCCCGGCUACAUCCACACCAACCUGUCUCUUAAUGCCAUCACUGCUGAUGGCUCCAGAUAUGGAGUUAUGGACAAGACCACGGCCGAGGGCCGAAUGCCUGUGGAGGUGGCCCAAGAUGUUCUGACUGCUGUGGUGAAGAAAAAGAAAGACGUGAUCCUGGCUGACCUGUUGCCUUCCUUGGCCAUAUAUCUGCGAACUCUGGCUCCUGGGCUCUUCUUUAGCCUCAUGGCCUCCCGGGCCAGGAGGGAGCAGAAAUUCAAGAACUCCUAGUGCCAUACAGAGCUGUAUAUUACUAGAUGUUUGUCUCACAGGUGGGAAAGAUGGAGAUACAUGUGUCCUGCAGAUCCCUGGAAUACCCCUGCUGGCCAAGAGUGGGAAACAAAAAAGGUGUCUUUCCAGCUAUGUGGGUUAACCCUUAAAAGUCAAUAUGGAUCUGGGUUUUAAUGCUGAGAAUAUGAAAUAAAUGAAUGGAACGUUAAGAGUCAUAGCUCUUA